CUGCUCUCGCGAUACCUGCCGCCGCCGCCGCCGCCGCAUGUGCCGCUCCGGAGGGGGGCAACGGCAGGAGCAGCGACCGCCGCCCCCCGCCCGGAGACCGGAGGGCCGCGCGGACUCGUGUGGUGGCCAUGGAUACCGCCGAGACAGCUGUUGUGGACUGUAAAGGAGACCAAAGGUGCAGCGCUAGACCGGAUGCCGACUAUCCCCUCCGAGUCCUCUACUGCGGAGUCUGCUCGUUGCCAACAGAGUAUUGCGAAUACAUGCCUGACGUGGCGAAAUGCAGGCAGUGGCUAGAGAAGAAUUUUCCAAACGAGUUUGCGAAGCUUACUGUAGAGAAUUCUCCUAAACAAGAAUCUGGCGUUGGAGAAGGUCAAGGGACAACUGGUGAAGAAGAAGAGAAGAAAAAGCAAAAGAGAGGAGGAAGGGGUCAGAUAAAACAGAAGAAGAAAACGGUACCUCAGAAAGUGACGAUAGCAAAAAUCCCCAGAGCAAAGAAGAAAUACGUCACGAGAGUAUGUGGUCUUGCGACUUUUGAAAUAGACCUUAAGGAAGCACAAAGAUUCUUUGCCCAGAAGUUUUCCUGUGGUGCCUCAGUAACGGGAGAGGAUGAAAUCAUCAUUCAGGGGGACUUUACAGAUGACAUAAUUGAUGUAAUCCAGGAAAAGUGGCCUGAGGUAGACGACGAUAGCAUUGAAGAUUUAGGAGAAGUCAAGAAGUGAUGCUGCUUUUUUAAAAUAACCCUGCCUUCCAACCAACACCAAGUUCUCGUCGUCGUAGCCGAAACAGACUUCCGCGCGUGUUUGCCUGAUAGCCGAACUGUCCCGGGGCGUCCUUACCGUUGGCAUUUUCACUGUUCCGUAAUGGCUGCAUAUUUUCUGUUUGUGACUUUUGCCAAAGUUUAAUCUUGGGGGAAGUGGGACUCUCUUGCUUCCGCAUGAAGUAGACAAUAAUCAAAUAAAGAAGUUAUCGCUCCUCACCAA
Messenger RNA from Varanus komodoensis (Komodo dragon), 980 nucleotides. It is a transcript of the gene DENR, whose product is annotated as density regulated re-initiation and release factor. The transcript has 8 exons. The coding region runs from base 129 to 719 and encodes 196 amino acids. The record is from RefSeq and is a predicted model, not a curated record. Gene Ontology annotation, biological process: translation reinitiation; formation of translation preinitiation complex. Lineage: Eukaryota; Metazoa; Chordata; Lepidosauria; Squamata; Varanidae. Gene Ontology annotation, molecular function: mRNA binding; translation initiation factor activity.